Molecule: messenger RNA, 4887 nt
Organism: Arachis ipaensis
Lineage: Eukaryota; Viridiplantae; Streptophyta; Magnoliopsida; Fabales; Fabaceae
Gene: KTF1
Product: kow domain-containing transcription factor 1
Biological process (GO): translation; regulation of transcription by RNA polymerase II; regulation of DNA-templated transcription elongation
Cellular component (GO): DSIF complex; ribosome
Molecular function (GO): mRNA binding; structural constituent of ribosome
Source: RefSeq, a predicted model, not a curated record
AAAUCAGCUGAUGCCAUUUGCUUCUGGUUCUAUUCAUUUCUCUCUCUCACUCUUUUGAUACUCUCAUUCACACACUCCCUCACUCUCCACUUACACUUUCUCUGCAUGCAUUUUCAUCGGAAAUGACGAUCAAAGACAAGGGAAAGGGGAAAGCGGUCGCCGGAAAAGCUUCAGCCGCCAAACGGAAGCGCGGCGUUGACGAUGACAAGACCGGCGGUGGACGCAACAAGAAGAACCGUGGAGUUCUUCAGUUCUUCGAAGAUGCUGCCGAGGACUUUGACGAAAGCGAUGACAGCGACUACAGCGAUUUCGACGAUGAUUUUUUUGAAGAGGAAUUUGACACUGUUCAGCCGAGGAUGAAUGAACAACCUAAGGGAGGCAACAGUAACCUUCCAUUUGUCCCCAAAGAAGAGGUGAUUGAUGAAGAAGAAUUUGAUAGAAUGAUGGAGGAACGCUAUGGACAAAAUUCUAAGUUCGUCUCAUUUGCUGGAGAUGAGUUUGAUGACAAAAUAAUUGAUCCAGAUUCUGGCGUCAAGGAGUUCGCUCCAACCAUCUGGAAAGUCAAAUGCACUGUUGGGCGCGAGAGGCUUUCAGCUUUCUGUCUGAUGCAGAAGUUUGUUGAAUUGAAAGCAUUGGGCACUAAGCUGCAGAUAAUAUCUGCUUUUGCUGUAGAUCAUUCGAAAGGAUUUGUGUACAUUGAAGCUGAAAGGCAAUAUGAUAUACAUGAGGCUUGUAAAGGGAUUACUGGUAUCUAUGUAAGUCGAUUGCAACUUGUUCCAAGGAACGAAGUUUUUCAUCUGUUCUCUGUUCAAAAUAGAAGAGUUGAAAUUAAUGAGGGCAUGUGGGCUCGCAUAAAAAGUGGUAACUACAAGGGGGACUUAGCACAGGUUGUGGCUGUUAAUAAUACGCGCAAGAAGGUUACAGUGAAGCUUGUUCCAAGAAUUGAUCUACAAGCAUUGGCUGCGAAAUUUGGUGGAGGGUAUUCUCGCCAAAAAGCUGCUAUACCAGCCCCAAGAUUAAUCAGCUCAAGUGAACUUGACGAAUUCCGACCUGUUAUACAAAUCAGACGUGACCGUGACACUGGCAAGGUUUUCGAGGUUCUUGAUAAUCUUUUGCUCAAGGACGGAUAUGUAUACAAAAAAGUAUCUCCAGAUUCUCUAAAUUUGUGGGGUGUGGUGCCAACAGAAGAGGAGCAAUUGAAGUUUGGACCAUCUGAAAACAAUGAAUCAAAAGAUUUGGAGUGGCUCUCUCAACUUUAUGGUGAAUCAAAGAAAAAACGGAUUGUAAGGAAUGAUAAGGGAGGUGGGAAAGGAGAGAGCUCAUCAGGUACUGGUGUGGAAAAUGGUUUUGAGUUGUAUGAUCUUGUGUGUUUAGGCAAGAAGGAAUUUGGUGUAAUAGUGUCCAUGGAUAAAGAGGAUAAAUACAAGAUUUUAAAAGAGACUGCAGAUGGGCCUGCUACUGUAUCCGUCGAACGACAAGAAAUAAAGAGUGGACUUUCUGAUUUGAAAUUCAGUGCCCAAGAUCAGCACAAUAAGACUAUAGUUGCUAAUGAUACUGUCCGUGUUCUUGAUGGUCCAUCUAAGGGUAGGCAAGGCAUUGUUAGGCAUAUCUACAGAGGGAUUCUCUUUUUGUGGGAUGAAUCUCUUGAAGAAAAUGGUGGUUACUUUACCUCUAAAUCUCAUGUGUGUGAGAAAGUUAAGCUUACUGUUGACGAUUUGACUGGAAAGGAUGGUGAACCGGGUCGUUCAGUCUUUGAUGAUGUGCCAUCAUCACCAAGAUCCCCUCUGUCACCAAAAAAACCAUGGCAAGCAAGAGAGAACAAUCGUGAAUUUAAUCGUGGGGACAACGAUAACAUGUUUACUAUUGGUCAAACCUUGAGAAUUAGGAUAGGUCCUUUGAAGGGAUACCUCUGUCGUGUCAUUGCCUUACGCCGUUAUGAUGUUACUGUCAAACUAGAUUCUCAGCAAAGGGUUCUUACAGUUAAAUGUGAGCACCUUUCUGAGGUUCAAGGGAAAAGUACUGCCAUGUCAACAAGCAGUGAUCCUGAUUCAAGUUCAUUGAAGCCAUUUGAUCUACUGGGUACUGAAGGCGGCUCUGGUUGGUUAGAUGGAGUUGGAACAUCAGCUGGUGGUGGUGGAUGGAAUGCUGGAGGGACAUCAGCUGGGGGUGCUGCAUGGAAUGCUGGAGGGACAUCAGCUGGGAAUGCUGGAGGGACGUCAGCUGGUAGUGAUGGUGCAUGGAAUGCUGGAGGGACAUCAACUGGGGGUGCUGCAUGGAAUGCUGGAGGAACAUCAGCUGGUGAUGAUGGUGCAUGGAAUGCUGGUGGGAAAUCAACUGGCAAUGCUGCAUGGAAUGCUGGAGGGACCUCAGCUGGUGGUGAUUGCACUUGGAAUGCUGGAGGGACCUCAGCUGGUGGUGAUGGUGCAUGGAAUGCUGGAGGGACUGAAGGUGGUGGUGGUGGAUGGAAUGCUGGAGGAACUUCAGCUGAAAGGAGUACGUGGAAUAAGAAACCAGAGUCUACAGAAAAUGAUAUUGGUUCCAAGGGUGCAGAAGAUACUUCUUGGGAAACUAAAAAUACUUCAAAGCAAAACUCUUCAUGGGGUGCUGCAGGGGAGAAGAUUGCAGUUGCUUCUGAUCCAGAUCAGUCUGAUGGCUGGGGAAAAGGUGGAGGCAGCUGGGGCCAGGCAGAGCGUAAAAUUGGCAGUGCAGAUAACAACAAUAAUAAUGAAUGGAAAAAUAAAGGUAAUGAUUCAAAUGGAAAUCAACCCUGCGGAUGGGGCGGUAAAAGUAACUGGAAUACUUCCAAAUCUUUUCAAGAUGGUGAUGCACAUAACAAAGAGAGUGGAAACCAGACUUCUGAAGUGCAAAAUAGCAAUUGGAAUUCUGGAUCAAGUGAUCCUAGUAAAGAUUCUAGCUGGGGAACAAAAAGCAACUUGAACAACAAUUCUUCUUGGGGUGCUGGGAAUGAAAAUAAGAAUUCGAACUGGAGUUCUGGGCAUAGCAAUGCUGAAAAUCAAGAAUCCAAUUGGGGCAAGAAAAACAACUGGAACUCUGAGAACAGUGGAAACCAGACCGCCGAAAUGAACAAAAGCAGUUGGAAUUCUGGAUCAGGUGAUGGUAAUAAAGAUUCUAGCUGGGGAACAAAAAGCAACUGGAAUAACAAUUCCUCUGGGAGUACUUGUAAUGAAAACAAAAACUCCAGCUGGACUUCUGGGCAUAACGACGCUGAAAAUCAAGAAAACAAAUGGGGCAAGAAAAGCAGCUGGAACUCUGAAAACAGUGGAAACCAGACUUCUGAUCGCAACAAUAGCAAUUGGAAUUCUGGAUCUGGUGAUUCUAAUCAAAAUUCCAACUGGGGCAAGAAUAACUCAAACAGUUCAUCUUGGAGUGCUGGAAAUGCAACCAAGACAUCCAACUGGAGUUCUGAUGCUGGAAAUCAAGAUUCUAGUUGGGGGAAGAGCAAUUGGAAUUCUGGAUCUGGUGAUACUAGUCAGGGAAACAACUGGAAAAGCAAUAGCAAUUGGAGUUCAAGAAAUGCUUCAAGUGGUGAAAAUGAUGGUCCAAAUGAAAAUUCUGAGGAAGGAGCUGGUGGUGGGAACUGGAGAGGUGGUUAUCAAGGUAGAGGCGGCUCAGACAGAGGUGGUUUUAGAGGUAGAGGUAGGGGAUUUGGCGGCCGGGGAGAACGCGGGGACUUCGGUGGCCGGGGAGAACGCGGGGAUUUUGGUGGCCGGGGAGAACGCGGGGGCUUUCGUGGUCGGGGUGAACGUGGGGGCUUUCGUGGCAGAGGUGAUCGUGGUGGGUUUGGUGGCAGAGGUAGAUCAGAUGGGGAAGGUUCUGGUGGCAGAUGGGGAUCAGAGAGAGGAGAUCGUGGUGGGUUUGGUGGUUCUGGUGGCAGAUGGGGAUCAGGGAGAGGAGAUCGUGGUGGGUUUGGUGGCAGAGGUAGAUCAGAUGGGGAAGGUUCUGGUGGCAGAUGGGGAUCAGAGAGAGGAUUUGGGGGCCGAGGCCGUGGAAGGGGUGACCAAUCUGGAGGUUGGAGCAGUAGACGGGAUUCUGGUGGGGAUGGUUCUUCUGACUGGAAGGACGGAGAUACUGUUGAAGGAUGGAAGAAUAGUAACAGAUCUGGGGCAUGGAACCGGGAAGGUGGUGACAAGGAUGGGCAGAGCUGGAGUCAAGGAGGUGGAAGUACUAAGCAAUGGUCGAGCUGGAGCUCAGGUAGUGGAGGGGCAGCUGGCGGCAGUUGGAAUAGCAAUGAGUCUAAAGAUGGCGCCGGCGGUACUUUCCAAGGAGACAACAGUUCUGGUUGGAAAAAGUCUACUGCUGGAGAGACCAAUGUUCAGGAGGGUGGCUGGAAUAAGGGACCUAACUCCAGUAAUCAAGACAAUGGUUGGAAGUCCAAUUCUCGCUCAGGGAGUGAAACCGGUGACCGAGUUCCAAAUUGGGGUCAAUCCAGUGCUGCAGAUAAGGGUCAAUCCUCUGGCCUGGGUCAAUCCAGUGCUGCAGAUAACAAGGGUCAGUCAUCUGGCUGGGGUCAAUCCAAUGCUGAUGAGAAGGGACAAUCAUCUGGUUGGAAUCAACCAGGAGAUGGAGGCUCGUGGGGCAAGAAAAGUGAUGGGGGUGCCAAGGGAUGGUAAUUAUCGUCUAACUGAUACAAGGAAAACGAGCUCAGGCAUUUCUAGUUCAGUGAUAGCUUGUUUAUAAAUCUUCCAUAUGAAAAAAACCGUACAAAUCUAUCUGUUGCUAAAUGACGUUCUUAUUUCCGUUUAAUAUCAUUGUAAAAGGAUCUGAUGAACUACUAAUCCUCCUUGCUGUGCUAUGCAAUGGAAGUUUCGAAAUAUACUUCCCUAAACCCGUGUGAUGCUUGUUAGUGUUACUUUGUUCUUGUGGAAA